AUGCUGGUAGUUGAUAAGCUUUUGAUGUGUCCUUUUCUUAUCAAGCAAGACAUUUAUUACUCGACGAAGAUUCUAAUCAAAUCUCAGCCUGAUUUUGACUAUGCAGAUGAAAUAGACGUUGAUAUGGCAGUAAAUGAGCUCAUGACCCUGUCUUGUUAUUUUCUGAAAUUUGGGACCGGAUCAUAUAGUAGACCAAUAAGUUCUGACAUCCACUCAAUUGCUUGUAUCGAUGCCUUGACAGUAGCCAAACCAAAUAUUAAGAAGAUAAAUUUGGGAGAUAAUAAAAUAUUAGUUAUUGGUACCAAGUAUCUAACCCAGAAAAACGUUCUCAAGAAGCCAAGCCAAAACCUUGAACGAGUAAUUAGAUGCGAAGUCCUUAGAAAAAUAGUUGCUAGAAACAUAUUGGUCAACAGAGAUUUUAUGGGUUGCGAGAGGUCCAAGUCCUCAAACCCAGAAACUCUCUACAUCCACACACCAUUAUGGAGCAUUUUCCAAGCUUCUCUGUCAUUUUUUUUUGGGAAACGUUCUUCAGACUUACAAAUUAUGAAUGAAUCAAAGUCAUUUUCGUUUACUAAAAAUUAG
This is a messenger RNA of Phycomyces blakesleeanus NRRL 1555(-), 582 nucleotides long. RefSeq lists its product as hypothetical. The transcript has 4 exons. Bases 1 to 582 code for a protein of 193 amino acids. NCBI's taxonomy places the organism in Eukaryota, Fungi, Mucoromycota, Mucoromycetes, Mucorales, Phycomycetaceae. The record is from RefSeq and is a predicted model, not a curated record.